Phragmites australis (common reed) is the source of this 1764-nucleotide messenger RNA. RefSeq names its product SUN domain-containing protein 1-like. Gene Ontology annotation, biological process: nuclear envelope organization. Gene Ontology annotation, molecular function: protein-membrane adaptor activity. The record is from RefSeq and is a predicted model, not a curated record. The transcript has 2 exons. Lineage: Eukaryota; Viridiplantae; Streptophyta; Magnoliopsida; Poales; Poaceae. The coding region runs from base 110 to 1438 and encodes 442 amino acids. Gene Ontology annotation, cellular component: nuclear envelope.
UCCUCCCCCCGCCCUCCCCUAAAUUUCCCCAGCGAUUUCAUUUGCAUUUCGAUUUCCCCCCUCGUCUCCACCCAACCCCAACCGCCUCCCUCCUCCUCCGUCCCCACCCAUGGCGUCCCCCUCCCUCGCCGCCGCGGCCACCAGCCCUGCCUCCUCCCCGCUAACCCUAGACCCCAUCCCCCUCGCAUCCCGCCCCGCCGCCGCCGCCGCCGCCCCGCGCAAGCGGCCGGUCCUCCUCCUCGACCACCGCUCGCACCCCGCCUCCCCGACGCCCCCCUUCCUCUCCUCCUCCGCCGCCGCCGCGGCAGCCGCGGCUCCCCAGGCGCGGAGGAAGAAGCCACACUCGUCGUCGCCCCGGCCGAGGUGGCAGACCGCGCUCAGCGUCUUCGCCAAGAACGCCGCCCUCCUCGCCGUGCUCCUCUACCUCGGCGACCUCGCCUGGCGCUGGUCCCACUCGCCCCCGACACCUCCGCCGGACCGCGCGGUGCUCGAGGGAUACAACGCCCGCGUCGCCGAGGUCGAGGCCUCCCUCGCGCGCGCCUUCCGGAUGAUGCAGGUGCAGGUCGAGGCCGUCGACCGCAAGAUUGGGGGAGAGGUCGGCGCCGCCAGGGGCGAGCUCGCCGCGCUGCUUGAGGAGAAGCGGCUGGCGCUCGAGGGCCAGCUCGCCCGGCUCGACGCCAGGGCCGACGAGCUCGGCGACGCGCUGACCGGGCUCAAGCGGGUGGAGUUUCUCAGGAAGGACGAGCUUGAAAAGUUUUGGGAUGAGGUGAAGGGCAGCCUGGGCUCGGGUUCCGGGAGUGAGGUCGAUCUGGACCAGGUGCGAGCUUUGGCCAGGGAGAUCGCCAUGAGUGAGGUUGAGAAGCAUGCUGCUGAUGGGAUCGGCAGGGUGGACUACGCCGUGGCCUCUGGUGGGGGAAGAGUUGUCCGAUACUCGGAGGCGUAUGUGGCUAAACGUGGUGGUAUCUUAAGUGGGUUGCUGGGUGGAGGUAAUGCUGACCCUCAGAAGAUGCUUCAGCCGAGCUUUGGGGAGCCCGGACAGUGCUUCGCCUUGCAGGGCAGCAGUGGGUUUGUGGAGAUCAAGCUCAAGACGGGUAUAAUCCCUGAGGCAGUCACGCUAGAGCAUGUCUCCAAGGACGUGGCGUAUGACAGGUCCACAGCUCCAAAAGACUGCCAUGUAUUUGGAUGGUAUGAAGAGACACCCGGUGAAACCCCAUCAAGUCAUGCUGCAAAGUUGGCUCUCUUGACAGAGUUCACAUAUGAUCUGGAGAAGAACAAUGUGCAGACAUUUGACGUAACGGCCCCAGAUGUAGGUGUGAUCAAUAUGGUCCGGCUGGAAUUCACUUCGAACCAGGGAAGCUCACUGCUGACCUGCAUCUACCGCAUCCGGGUGCACGGCCACGAGCCAGUGUCUCCAGGAGCUGCAGGUUCCCAGGCCUGAGGUGGGGAAGAGCCUUGUUUCUCUAUGCGCGUUUUGCUGUAGGGCUCCCUCUCUGCCCAUUCUAGUCUCUAGGAUGUUGUCGUGUAUACACUGUAAAUCUAGCAACUGUUUGGUGGUAUGUUCCAGUCCAUUGAUAUGGUAGAUGCUUAGUUUGUGCCACCCAUGGAUGGUCGAUGUCAUUUUGUCCAGUAAUGUAGCGGGUGCAUUUGGUAGUUUGAACUUGGUCAAGGAAGGCUUGGAGCAAGUGUUGAGAAAAAUGGUUCUGUUCUCUACGUUAUGUUACAGCCACACUUGCAUUAUUGGAAAAAUGGUUCCAUUUAUGUGGA